AUGAAGUCCUUCUACCCCCUCGCGCUGUUUAUAAGUAGCACGGUGUGCAUCGUCGCAGAGCUUAGUGCGUUACCCAAAGAAGCGAACGUCACGGAAGGUAGCGUCAAUGAACUCGAGCACGAGCCUGCCAAGGAAAUGCAGAGGGGUUCCUCUUCCGACGGUAUAGAACAAGAAGAUCGGCUGAUUGCCGUACAAGGUGCUUUUGGCAAGGCCGAGAGCGGACUUGAGACAGGUCUGGCUAUACUUGGUGAUCGUGUCAGCGAACUGCUGAAGUCAAGCGAGACCAAGCAGCUCGAGUCGGAGGCUGUUAAGAACGAAAUCGCUCGUAUCGUUCCUUCGAUACACCCGGCUGCACAACGUUCCGGGUUUUAUUCAGACGAUGCACUCAAAACGCUCGUCGCAGAACAAGAGGUCGGUUCGUUCUCGUAUCACUACCUGAGGAAUGUCCUAAGGACCGUCGCCAAGACGCCGGAUCCAGAAGCGUACGCUGUAAUGUAUCAGGACCUGCUGCAGAGAUAUUUUGAAAACGACUUGGCUGUCCUGAUCUUGCGGGCUAAGGAUAUACCGUCGUCGAAGAUACAUGCAGAGAAGUUGGAUGUAGCGCAAUUUGACACGUGGGACAAACGCGGCGUGCAACCUGAAGCCGUCAAAUAUGGUUUGAUGCACCUUCCUGGAUUGGUACAAGUUCAUGAAAAAGAGGCUAAACGAAUUGCAAACAACUACAAGCUGUACAGGAGUAAUCUUCACAAAAUUUAA
Molecule: messenger RNA, 756 nt
Organism: Peronospora matthiolae
Lineage: Eukaryota; Oomycota; Peronosporomycetes; Peronosporales; Peronosporaceae
Source: the annotation of a GenBank genome assembly